Nicrophorus vespilloides is the source of this 3018-nucleotide messenger RNA. RefSeq names its product protein suppressor of hairy wing-like. NCBI's taxonomy places the organism in Eukaryota, Metazoa, Arthropoda, Insecta, Coleoptera, Silphidae. The transcript is spliced from 9 exons. The record is from RefSeq and is a predicted model, not a curated record. Bases 483 to 2666 code for a protein of 727 amino acids.
ACAUUUAUGCCACACACAGUGCAUACAAACGUUAUGCAAAACUGGGCACUGAUAUUAAUUUUCCAAAUUGCUAAGGGUGCAGGGUUGAUGCUCUGCUACAUUGCGUCUGUAAAAUGUAUCAUGAACAGCGACAGCCAUAACGGUUAUAAUUGAGAUUCUUUAUGUGCCAUUCCGUUCCCUCCGCUCGGUUGUGUAUUAUUUUGGCGGGGUGAAAGCUAUCGAAAAUUGUCUUUAAUUGUAAAUCCGUGCCAUAUCUUUCAACCAGCUGCACUCUCGUCCAGAUUAUUAGUUAACUUAACAAGCUUCGUAGUAGAAAACAAAGUUUCGCGUUCUGUUUUGGGGUUCGUUAUUUAUGCACAUACAUAACCUAUUAUGUGUUUUGAUGGGACGGCUGCAUAAGCGUAUUUGUAAUUAUACUGUUUACUACUCUAAAAUGCAACAGGCAUCAAUUUUCAACAAAUGUGUAGAAUCUUAUAUUUAUUAUGGAGGAGACUUCGCAAGCGACCCAACUGCAGGUAAUAGGAAAACUGGAGCCAGUGGCCUGUGAGGAAGAUGAUGCAGAGGAAGUUGGCAUGAAAGAAAUGGAAAUCUACAAUCACUCUGAUCAGCAAGUGAUUGAAGAAAUCCAUGUAUCCAAUACAGAUGGAAAUCUUCAUAUCAACACUUAUGAAGUUCAAGAGGAAGUAAUUGACAACAGUGAAUAUGAAGAAGGCAGUGAGACUCAUCAUGUAAUCAUUACUGAAGAUGGGACAUUCCUAGAGCAACAUCAAGUCUACGUAGAGGAAGAAGUCCAAGAUUAUGAAGAGGAAGCUCAGGAAUUUGAGGAAGCACAAUAUGAAGAAGCUGAAUAUGUAGAAGGAGAAGAAAUGGAAGAGGAUGACCCUGAUGAGGAUGCACAGUAUGUACAGGAAGAAGAUGAAGUGGAGACAAUAUAUAUGGAGCAGGAUGAUCAUGAUAGUGAUACUGCUGGUGAUGAGGACCCUGAUGAUCCAGAUUUUAAUGUGGAAGAAGAAGAUCAAGAUCAAAAAGAUGAGAUAAACCCAUGUACAAUUUGCUUAAGAUCCUUUAAAACUACAGCUAGCUUAAAACGCCAUAUAACAGUAGCACAUGGUCAAGAGGAAUAUACCAAUGAUGAAGAUCCUUUGGCAUUUGAGCUUUGUGCUUGCUGUGGGGAGCCAAUUGACUCAGCACAUACAACUGGUUCUAUAAAGUGCACCCAUUGUGAUAAUAAAUUGUUUGAUAUGCAAAGCAAUUUAUCACGUCACAUAAGUUUAGAGCAUCCCGACGAGAAAGGCGUGUACAAGUGCUGCGAAUGCGCUCGAACAUUCCUUAGUCAUGCUGCUAUACUUAAACAUAUGCAAUCACAUCCGCUGGCAAAGCCAUAUUCGUGCAAAGCUUGCAACAGGGAUUUCACUCGGAAAUACCAUUUGGAACGCCAUGUCGCUCAGACCGGUUGCGAUGGUCAACCGAGAAGCUUAUUCAAAUGCGAAGUAUGCAAAAAGACGUUUACUCGAAAGGAUAACUUGAGAGAUCAUCUGCGAGCUCACGCUGGUCAGAUUAAGAAGAAGAAGGUGUUUACUUGCUCCUAUUGUAAAAAGGAAUUUAUGGGUUCUGCACUUUUAGCUGUACACGUCCGUACUCAUACAGGCGAAAAACCUUAUCCUUGUGACCUUUGUCCUAAGCGUUUUCCAUCGAGUGGAGCUAUGAAGAAACAUCGUAGAAUGCAUACCGGUGAAAAACCAUAUCAAUGUAUGCAGUGUAAGAGAAGAUUUGCCGCCAAAGAAACUUUGAAUCGUCAUAUGAGAACUCACACUGGUGACAAACCUCACAAAUGUACCUAUUGCGGAAAAGCUUUCAUACAGGCUGCACAAUUAAGGGCGCACAUUUUCCAUCAUACUGGAGAAAACGCGUUUACUUGCCCCCACUGCAAUCGAGCCUUCAAUAGGCGAAUCCGUCUUACCACCCACAUCAAGUUUGUGCACGAGGGAGCUGAACCGAUGAACUGUCCUGAAGACAAUUGUGACAAGACUUUCUAUAGGAAGGAAGAUUUGGCCAGACAUUUGAACCUUCACUCUGGCGAAAAACCAUACGAGUGUGAACAUUGCAAGAAACGUUUUGCUGUUAAGGCUUCUUUGAAACUCCACGCUUUAACGCAUCGCAAAGAACAACCUUGCUCCUGUGACGAAUGCGGUAGAGCUUUCAUACGACAAGAUUGUCUUAUGCGUCAUAUGCGUUCCAAGCAUCGCGAUGUUCUCGAAGACAUCUUAGCUGGCGCAGAGAAACGUCGGUUGCAGCAGCAGCUUCUUUACGCAGCCACUGAUGCUUCUUCAGUGACCAAGAAGGAAAUUACCGAAUCUCAAAUCUGGACUGAGCUAACUUUGACAGAUUCGAUCAAGGAACUUUUGGGUUUGCUUGUUGAUGAGAAGACUCUACUAGGAUUCGGAUGGCCAGAUGCCCCGAUCGACAAGAUCUUGGAUUCCGUGAUCAAGCGGUGCGGCCACGAACCGGCUUCUGACAAGGAGUUCGAUUACAUAAGCAAGAUGCGCGAGAACGCAAAAUUGUUGUUCACCGUUGUUAUCGAUGAUCAAGCUGUUAAAUCGUUGCUGAACAAUCAGACUGUCGAUGAGGUCAUCCAACAUGUUCUGAGGCUCGCGAAGAACGAAUGAGACGCGUAUCGCCUUUAAUUUGUAUUGAUUUAAUUUUCGUAAUACACUGUAUUUCAAUUAUUAUCUAUAUUAUCUUUACGUUCGUUAUAAUUGAAGAUAUAAUUCGAUUGUUUUUUUUAUUACUAUACAUAGUUUUGUAAUCAAUUUUUGUUAGUCUUAACGAAAUAAGCAUUUAACCGCAUAAGUGUAAAUAGAAUUAGAUUUCUAAUAAAUUGUUUCUUUAAUGUUUUAUGCCAAGGCGAAAGUAACUUUCAUUUCAGGAAUAGUUUUGAUACAAGGUGUUGGAGAAAGAUAUUUUUAUUUAUGCAUAUGUGCAGAUAUUGUAUAUACUAUUUUACAGAAAAUAAAUAUU